This is a messenger RNA of Suillus subalutaceus, 747 nucleotides long. RefSeq lists its product as uncharacterized. The record is from RefSeq and is a predicted model, not a curated record. The coding region runs from base 72 to 641 and encodes 189 amino acids. Lineage: Eukaryota; Fungi; Basidiomycota; Agaricomycetes; Boletales; Suillaceae. The transcript is spliced from 5 exons.
UCCCGCUAAGCUAGGAGUUGGACUCUGACUAGGGGAAACUAACCUUCAGGGCCGCCGCUGGCGCCUAUCGGAUGGUAAAAUCGUGGUCGCGAUAUAAGAAGACAAGGGAAAGUACCAGAUCCAUGCCUACCGUACCAUCCUGUUUCAUAUCAGCUACUCCGAUUCCACCACUUGAAUACCUCGUUGAAGCAAUGCCAAAGCAAAACAAGUCGGUUUUGCAAAAACAGUACAGGAACAAGGAGCUCGAUGGGUUUUCCUUGGUACGGAAGGAGAUUCGUCAUGCUACUGGAGGAGAAUUGGACCCCAAGACGAGACAAGAUGUUCUACGAAAAGCUGCACGGCUGAUCAGGGAGCUUUCAGUGUUGAACACAAAGUUGCAACACCAACUUUAUAAUGCCCCUCACACCCGGGGCUCUGAAAUACCACCAAGUUAUGUGGGAGGGGUCCCGACAACACUUAGUAGUCCUUGUACGGAGGGCCCAUAUUCCCCAGUGCUUUACGAAUAUUUUAUCGAGCAACCAAACAACUCCUGCCAGCUCGCAGGCAUACCGCCAAGUGAAUUUUAUUCAUGUAUCAUCGGCCAGGUGAAUCCUCAUUGGAGUCCGGGUCGCCAGUAUUAUAACCAUAGUGAACACAUAUAAGUACGUUUAGGACUAUAAUUUACAUCAACUUGUACCUGCGAUAGUUAGAUACUAUCUAUCGGGGGUCGACUUACGGAGUACUAUGAAUCACAUGCAUUAGAUUCUC